Molecule: messenger RNA, 549 nt
Organism: Dinoponera quadriceps
Lineage: Eukaryota; Metazoa; Arthropoda; Insecta; Hymenoptera; Formicidae
Exons: 5
Coding region: 1-549 (182 amino acids)
Biological process (GO): sensory perception of smell; detection of chemical stimulus involved in sensory perception of smell
Cellular component (GO): plasma membrane
Molecular function (GO): odorant binding; olfactory receptor activity
Source: RefSeq, a predicted model, not a curated record
AUGAUGACGGCGUACCUCAUACACGUCUGUGGAAUGUUCAGAAUUGCAAGGUAUUACGAAUUGUUGGUAUGCAGUUUCGAGGGAAUGUUUAUGCUUUUAAUAAUGGUUGGCGUGCUAUCUUUAAGUCUUAAUUUAUUUCGAAUCUUCCAAAUUAUGUCAUUCGGUGGCGACGUAGAUGAGUUCAGCACGCAUUUCACGUAUGCACUCACCAGUAUCUUACACAUGUUUUUGUGCAACUAUGCGGCUCAAGAAGUUACGGAUCACAACGACCACGUGUUUGUAACCACAUACAACGUCCAGUGGUACGCAGCACCUUUACAUAUUCAAAGAAUGAUACUAUUUCUUUUGCAAAAGGGCACCAAGACGAUUAAUCUCACCAUCGGUGGAGUAAUAAUGGGAUCCAUGGAAACUUUUACCUCGUUCAGAUUUCUAAUUGAAGAAAUUCAACGGAUAUGUAACGAGCUGAAAGAUGAGAAUGAAAUCGCCAUUAUAAGGGAGUACGGAAGCGACGCGAAAUUUUACACGGCUGCACUUUUAUGUAAGAGUUAA